AUGAAUAAUAUCCCGAAAAAGAUAGAUAUUCCAACCUCCAUCAGAGGAGGGAGUAAUAGCAACAUGCUUGAAACUCCAAAAUCUCCAUCAAGAUCUACUAGAAGUUUGGAUCCACCUAAAUUGAACGAAGCCCCUAAUCUCACAUCAACAUCUCCUAGAAGAAGAAAUAAUAAAUCAGUGUUUAGUGAUCGAUAUAUCCCUACUCGAACUGGAAUUGAUCUUCAAGCUGCUUUUAGUUUAUCUCAUGAGGAAGUAUUACCAGAUCUAAGAAGUAAUAAGAAUAUCGAUAAUGAAAUUGAAAUGAGAAAGGAAGAAGAAGCCAAUCGUACUUUUUCAACUGUUCUUAAAGCUGAAUUAUUUGGUGAUAAUGUUCCGAUGGCCACAUCUGCUUUAUCGACUAAUACUUCCACAUCUAAUAAUAUCAGAUCAAAUAUACCUAAAUUCCCUUCCAUACGACCAAAUAGUACAGGAACUCAUAGUAGUUCUAUUAUUGCUGGCAAUAAUGCUACAUCUACUACUUCAAAUAAUAAUUCCAACCCUAUCUCCACUUCGAAUAGCAACUCCAAUAGUAAUAACUCCAAUAGCAAUAAUAACAACAUAACUAGAGAUUAUGAUGAUAGUGUUACUAGUACCCCACGUCGUAAAACUAAUCUUUUCACCUAUCAAUCACCUCAAAAGUCAAGACCAAUAUCUCGAGAUUUACAACAAGAAUUAUAUUCUUUAUCACCAGUAAGGCAAGAAUCACAAAAAUUAUUAUUAUCACCUCAAAAGAAACCUAGAAAUAUUUCAAAAGUACCUUAUAGAGUAUUAGAUGCUCCUGAAUUAUCUGAUGAUUUCUAUCUUAAUCUCGUUGAUUGGGGGGCUCAAGAUAUCUUAGCAGUAGGAUUAGGUGAUAGUGUUUAUUUAUGGGAUGGAGCUACUCAGUCAGUAGAUCGAUUGUGUAACUUAUCAAACAAGGAUAAAGUGACAAGUUUGAAUUGGAUUGGGUCAGGUACUCAUCUUGCUAUUGGGACAUCGAAGGGGUUAGUUGAAAUAUGGGAUGCUACUAAAAUCAAAUGUGUUAGAACUAUGUCAGGUCAUAAUUUAAGAGUAAGUUCAUUAGCUUGGAAUGAACAUAUAUUAUCGAGUGGAUCUCGAGAUCGAACUAUUCUUAAUCGUGAUGUAAGAAUUGAAAAUCACUAUGUAAAUAAAUUUGAAAGUCAUAAACAAGAAGUUUGUGGGUUAAAAUGGAAUGUGGAAGAAAAUAAAUUAGCCAGUGGUGGAAAUGAUAAUAAUUUAUUUGUAUGGGAUGGAUUAAAUCCAAAACCUUUACAUCAAUUCACUGAUCAUAUUGCUGCCGUAAAAGCAAUUGCAUGGUCUCCUCAUCAAAGAGGUAUAUUAGCCUCUGGUGGUGGUACGGCUGAUAAAACCAUCAAGACUUGGAAUACGUUAUCCGGAAAUCUCGUUAAUGAUGUACAUACUGGAUCUCAAGUUUGUAAUUUAAUUUGGUCUAAGAAUUCGAAUGAAAUUGUUUCUACUCAUGGUUAUUCACGUAAUCAAAUUAUUGUUUGGAAAUAUCCUUCCAUGCAGCAAAUUGCGCAAUUAACAGGUCAUACUUAUCGUGUAUUAUAUUUAUCAUUAUCUCCUGAUGGAGAAACUAUCGUUACAGGGGCGGGUGACGAAACUUUAAGAUUUUGGAAUGUAUUUGAAAAGAACAAACAUAAUGAACCACCAUCGUCUGUAUUACUAGAUGCCUUUCUGCAAUUAAGAUAA
Messenger RNA from Scheffersomyces coipomensis, 1752 nucleotides. RefSeq names its product Cdh1p (gene CDH1). Gene Ontology annotation, cellular component: anaphase-promoting complex. Lineage: Eukaryota; Fungi; Ascomycota; Pichiomycetes; Serinales; Debaryomycetaceae. The coding region runs from base 1 to 1752 and encodes 583 amino acids. Gene Ontology annotation, molecular function: anaphase-promoting complex binding; protein binding; ubiquitin ligase activator activity. Gene Ontology annotation, biological process: positive regulation of anaphase-promoting complex-dependent catabolic process; anaphase-promoting complex-dependent catabolic process; positive regulation of ubiquitin protein ligase activity. The transcript is spliced from 2 exons. The record is from RefSeq and is a predicted model, not a curated record.